Messenger RNA from Solenopsis invicta (red fire ant), 2930 nucleotides. It is a transcript of the gene dos, whose product is annotated as GRB2-associated-binding protein 1. Bases 1 to 1821 code for a protein of 606 amino acids. The record is from RefSeq and is a predicted model, not a curated record. The transcript is spliced from 7 exons. Lineage: Eukaryota; Metazoa; Arthropoda; Insecta; Hymenoptera; Formicidae.
AUGGACGUGCUCAAGACGUCCCAGGAGAUCGUCCACGAAGGAUGGCUCAUCAAAUCACCGCCCACCAAGCUGUGGAGAGCGCGGUGGAGAAAGCGAUGGUUUGCCCUUCGUCACAGUGGAGAGCUGCCUGGUCAAUACUUUCUGGAGUAUUACACUGACAGACGCUGCCGUAAACUCAAGGGUCGUAUUGAUCUAGAUCAGUGUGAACAGGUGGACGCGGGUCUCCGAUUCGAAAAUCGUAAACAAAAAUAUCAGUAUAUGUUUAAUGUGAAGACACCCAAGCGAAUCUAUUAUUUGGUUGCUGAGAAUGAAGUGGACAUGAACAAAUGGGUGGAUGCAGUGUGUCAAGUUUGCAAUCUUAAGGCAUACACUCAGGAUGACGACCAGCAAAUCUUCCAAUACGAGUCUCAAGAAUCUCCGCCAACUUCACCCACCAGCACAAUCUCCGGUCCCUACAUUCCUAUUAGCGAGUGCAUUUCCGGUCGUCGGUUCAAUGAUACAAGUUCUCUCAAUUUGGCCCUUGGACAGGGACCGGAGCAUUAUGACGCCCCGAGAAGAUUGGCACCCUCGCCGCCACGGUCGCCUACAACGACGGAUGCCGAAAGCGUCUUCACCGACGACGAAUGGACGACGUCUGUAACGAGCGCAAAUUGGGACACGCUUCCUUCCACGGGCGAGUCACGACAACCCUCUGGCCCGGGCGAUCAUGAGAUCGGCUCCUGGAGCGUAAGAAAACGUUUCGGUAAGCUCAGGAUCGUCGAUUCCGCGGUGCCACCGGCCUUGGAGAAGUUACCGGCACCGCCCAGACCACCGAAACCGCCUCAUAUGUUACCCGAAAAUCCCGGUCAUAACUACCUGAAUCUAGACGGUGCCACUGAAAGCUCGAAGCCGAGUACUCCAGCGACGCCAGCACCGACAACGCCUGCUGCCGCCACCGCGACGACGACAACGGGUGCCGUGACUGACGAAUCAUACGAUUUUCCGAGAUCUCAUCAACCGCAAGCGGCACAAACGACCAUCGAGAGUAACACAGCAGCGAUCGAUCAGUCGUCAAAACACUUCUACUCGAACGCCGCGCCGAGUACCAUCGACGAAACGCAGAACGUGUUUCGCUACGAUUUCCACGAGGAUGAACCAUCAAGUCCGCGCUCUGAAACUUCGACUACAGUGACGUACUCGAAUCUACCAAGCCCUCUCGUGCGAGACGGUUGUCCGAGCGGCGUACCAACCACCAUGGCGCCGCCUCCACCAAUGGUGUACAGAGAACUAAAGCCGGGUAGAAAAACCAGUGACUCGAUGUCUGUCAUAAGUAACGAACCGUCACCGGGUCCGACAAUAGCGCUAUAUGACGUGAGUUCCGCCGAACACUCUCCAGCUGAACCGCCGAGCAUCAACAGGAAAUUAAAGCCAUCUUUGAAUAAAUCACCGGUGGAAGCACCUCAUCUGCAAUUAGCGUCUCCGCCUGGAAGAGGAAGAAUGCGGGCAGCGCCUAGUCCGACGCCUCCGUCGCAUAUGCACUCGACACGUCUCCAAUCAACGUCGGACGAAGACAAUAACGCGUUCGAAGAUAAAGAGGAGAUAUACUAUUAUCAAGAUCACAACACGUUCAUUCCGGCGUCCAAUCGCUUGGUGGUACUACAGUAUCUAGAUCUCGACUUGGAAGCGACAGAGAGCUUUAGUUCCUCGACGUUACCGCCCCCGCAAUCUCUUCCGAAUACGACAGUGUACAAAACCGUGGAUUUCGUGAAAACGGAGGCUUUCAAUCGCACUCGGCAGCGAGUAGAGGAGGAGAGAAAACUGUGCACGGACGAGUUAACGUAGGGAGCGAAUUUGUGUAUUAUACGAACCAUAGAUAGAUUACACGAAUGUUAAAUACAUCAAAUAAUGUGUGUGGACUUUUUGGUAUGUUAUAUAGAUAAAAGAGAAUUUUUUUUCUUAUUUUAAGCACUAGAAUAGCACGUUAGAGUUGUACUGCAUGAGAAAUGCGAGUGAAUUUGAUGAAAAAUCGCGGUAUCAACGCGAUACAUACUUUUAGAAAGACAGUGUCCACUGCUUUCACGAUGUAUGUUAUUUUCUUCUUUUACAUAGCAACGUUUAGUUUCAUAAAUUGGCUAUGCAGUUGAAAGAGGCAAUCGGAUAUCAAAGUAUUGUACAACAAUAUUUAAUGGACCAAAAAUGUUAUAUAGAAAGAGAAAUGAAUGGCAGGAGUGAAAAACAGAAGUAUCGAUAGUCUCAUCAAGAAAUAUCCUCAAUGGGGAAAUUUCUGAUUGAAUAAGCAAAGUAUUAUGUAAAUCAUGAAGAUUUUCUUAUUUUUGGGUAUAAUUAUGGUUUUAUGUAUUAGAUUUAUAUAGGGUCAACGUGCGCGUGGGGCAUUUUUAUCAUCAACUAUGUGCAACGAAUAACUAAAGCUAUAUAUUGUUUGUUCUAAGAUAUAUCUUACUUUUAGCGUUAGAUAUAAAAUGAUAUAUAAUAUUUUUUUAUCAUGUCACAACGAAAUUUGCAUCACCAAGGUAUUUAGGUUACACUUACAAUACAUAUCACAGAAAUAUAUCAGUUAUACUGCAUUAAUCCAGAAAAUAAUAUCGGAUAAUAUUUUAAUACACAUUACGUAAAACACAGGGCCUAAUCUAAUAUAUUUAUACGUAGAUUAUCACAUGCCUUGGUUCAGCUCUUGUAAAAAUUAUUGGAGAAAAAAAUGAUAUUAAAAUUGUAUUGUUAUUUUACAAUUUAUGUUUUAAUUAUUCUUUCAUGAUGCGUUCAUGAAUGAAUUCCAAUUACCAUUUUAGAACUUUACAGCAUAUUCAUGGAAAUUUGUUUUUUGUUAUAGAAAUAUAAUCGUCGUUGAGAGAUUGGAAUCUGAAGAUUUAUAGUUAAUCCUUAAUCAUUUGUAAUUGUAAAUGUACAAGUCAUAAAUAUACUUAUACAGGAUA